This is a messenger RNA of Oreochromis niloticus (Nile tilapia), 1144 nucleotides long. Its product is annotated as snaclec agglucetin subunit beta-1-like. The coding region runs from base 26 to 586 and encodes 186 amino acids. The transcript is spliced from 4 exons. The record is from RefSeq and is a predicted model, not a curated record. Lineage: Eukaryota; Metazoa; Chordata; Actinopteri; Cichliformes; Cichlidae.
UCUACUUUUCUUGGCAGAAAAAAAGAUGUCUAAUUCCAUUUUACUUCUCUGUCAUUUGUUUUUAGUUCAGCAGGAUGGCAGCAAGAAGUAUGUGGUUUACACACAGGGACAAACCUGGCGGAACAGUCAAGAUCUAUGCAGACAGAAGCACACUGACCUGGCAUGUGUGCAUACAGAACAGGAGAAUUUAGCGACUGGUGCAUUUUCCAACUCAGUGUGGAUCGGUCUGUUUAAAGAUUCCUGGUACUGGUCAGAUGGAACAAAGACCUCCUUCAGGUACUGGAAAAGAGGCGGAAGUUAUAGUGGAAACUGUGUUUCAGUGGAAGGAACACAGCAGGGACGCUGGAUACCAGCUGACUGUAACCAGAAAGCAACAUUCAUCUGUCAAGGAGGUCUCAAGCUAAAGAAGAUGGUCAUAAAGAUGAAGGUGCAGUCUGAUGUGGAUCUCACUGACUCCACUACUUCCAGUCUAAUCCUACAGAAGUUGGAGACAAUCCUGAGUGAACAAGGGCUGACUGAUGUCCAACUUAAAUAUGAACGUGUAUUUCAACCUCAGUUGAAGACCACUGAGAACACGGGAUGCUGAGUGCAGAAGUGCCAAUGUCGUUUUACAGCAACAUUAGUGGUUAUAGUGGUUUGUAGAGCUGAUGGAUGGAAACAGAUUAUUUAAAGAUUGUUGCUUUCCUCAGUAAAUUUAUUGACCCUAUACUUGUGUAGUUCAUAACAGCUGAUGUAUAUUCUAACCUACGUUAUUAAGCAGAGUAAACUUCUUACAAACACUGGAUCUUGUCUCCAAUUUCCCACUUAAGAUUUUUGGUCAUAAUAUUGUAACUAUAGAUGGGAAAUAGUUAUUAUGUAAUAUAAUAUUAAAUAUUGCAUUAAUUUGAAUUCAAAUUCAAAUCACUUUCAAACUUUGCGAAAUAAAGCACUUAAACGGCAAUGUCCAAAGCACUGGAAGACACAUUUUUCAAAGAUCAGCUUUAAAAAAAAUGUAUAAUAAAAAGUUUGCUUCUUCCAGUCAGUCAAAAAAAAAAUAUUUAUAGUUGUAACCAGACUGCUCUAUUACCUUGCUAGUGAAUUGAGACAGCCACCUCUCCUAAUCAUGUUUAUGGAGGCGUGUGGUCUGUCUACAAUAAAAUAACUU